UCAGGUGUGUCAGUGCGACCUGGAGAGAGUCAGCCGGGAAGCGCCUGGGAGAGACACGCCAGUACUGCUGGGACAGUGGCUCUCCCAACUGUCACAGUCAAUGUGCACCAUGUCUGGGAGAAAGCGGGAGGCCCCCGACUCGAUGGAGCAGGCGUGCGUGCUGUGUGGCCGGGCAGCGGCGGACCCGGAUAUCUGCGGGCACAAAAUCCAGCAGCACGGCCUCUGUGCCCACGUGUUUUGCCUGUUUUUUGCCAACAAGCUUUCGCAGCAACCGCUGGAGGAUGUGGGCCUGAUGGGAUUUCUCCCAGAGGAUAUCCGCCGCACGAUCGAGCGGGCAGCGCAGCAGCAAUGCUUCGUCUGUGGCAAGAGCGGGGCUGCCACAACCUGCUGCCGGGAGGGCUGCGACCGCAGCUUCCAUCUGCCCUGUACCACGGAGGGAGGAUGCGUGACGCAGUUCUUUUUCCAGUACAGGUCCUUCUGUGGGGAGCACAGCCCAGAGCAGGCAGUGGAGGCAGCUCCAGAGAAGGACACCACCUGCCUCCUCUGCCUGGAGCUUGUCGGGGACAGACAGUCCUACGGCACCAUGGUGUGCCCAGCGUGCAAGCACGCCUGGUUCCACAGGGGCUGCAUCCAGGGACAGGCUGUGCGCGAUGGCAUUUCUUGUUUCCGGUGCCCGCUCUGUAGGGACAGGGAUGCAUUUUCUUCAGAAAUGCUGAGCAUGGGCAUCCGCAUCCCCUUCAGUUUGCCAUCGCAGGACCCCCACGCAUAUGAUGAUCUCAGUGAGAGGCACAGCCGCUGCGAUGCCUGUGAGUGCCUGUGCCCAGGAGGCAGGGAGCAGGCAGAGGGGCUUGUUCCCUGGCACCCUUCACUUCUGUCGGCAUCAAGCUCACGGAGCUCCAUAACACCCAGGCAUCGGAAGGCUGAGCGAAAUCUCAGCAAGCCUGGUGAGGAGGAAACCCCGAGCAACAGAAUUCUUCGGCUUGGAAGGCGGCUGGUAGAAGAGGAUGGCCAAGGCCACUGGGAAGCCUCUAGUCCUUCUCAGCAGUGUCAGCCUGCUAGUAUCGCAGAAGGGCUUCUGGGGGUGACAGGUUUUUCUCUUGGCCCUGAACUGAAUUUGGCACCUAGAUUCUCCAACACUGGACUUUGCAUUCCUUUCUUCCUACUCUAG
Athene cunicularia (burrowing owl) is the source of this 1168-nucleotide messenger RNA. Its product is annotated as PHD finger protein 7-like. The transcript has 9 exons. NCBI's taxonomy places the organism in Eukaryota, Metazoa, Chordata, Aves, Strigiformes, Strigidae. The coding region runs from base 101 to 1168 and encodes 355 amino acids. Gene Ontology annotation, cellular component: nucleus. The record is from RefSeq and is a predicted model, not a curated record.